CUAUUGCUGCUCCCAGUAAUCAUGAGUCCUUGUGCCAUCAUUACCAUCAAAAGCCCUCCCUUCUCUCUCUUUCCUUUUUCAUUUUGUUUUCAGAUACAAACGCAAUUUCCCAGCUAUAUAACGCUUGUGUUGCUGCACACAACAAUCAUCUCUUCCAGUUCACUUUUUCUUUUCUUUUCAUAAAACAAGAUCAUGUGGGUUAACUCUUCUGGACGUCUUUCCAAGCAACGACAUAUCGUUCGUGUUCCAAGACUCGACAGGUUGAGAAGGUUAAGGAAGGGAGCAGCCGCAGGGACAAAGAAGAUGGUGGUGGGUGUUGAAACAUAUAUCCAAAUGAAGAACUUGAAGCUAUAUAUGGAGAAUCAAUUCAUCAUGGAAGCCAACGAGAGGCUGAGAGAGAAAGCUCUGCUCCUUCACCAGGAAAACCAAACACUGUUGGCUCAGCUACAAAACAAGUCCUCUGAUACCCAGAAUCAACGGUGAGAGGGAACCAGCAACAUAUAUGGGUAUAUUAAUUGUACAAGUCACGGGAAGAAAAGUUAAUGGUCAAGGGGGGAGGUGCUUCUUUAGGUUUGGAAUAAUUUUGUACUGAAUAAUUAUCCUAUAUGGCUCUAAAUCUUCGUUUCCCUGGUGAUUACUGAGCCCCAUUUUUGGGUUUCAUUUGGGUAGGAGCAGAGCCAACACACUUCACCUUGCUAUUUCAUGCUACUGCUUAUCUAAUCAACUUUGAACACUGUAAUUGAGUCCGCAUCAUCAACAAAGCAAAACG
Hibiscus syriacus is the source of this 769-nucleotide messenger RNA. Its product is annotated as protein LITTLE ZIPPER 1-like. The record is from RefSeq and is a predicted model, not a curated record. NCBI's taxonomy places the organism in Eukaryota, Viridiplantae, Streptophyta, Magnoliopsida, Malvales, Malvaceae. The transcript has 2 exons. Bases 193 to 483 code for a protein of 96 amino acids.